AUUUGGAUCCUUGAAUCGCUGGGAAAAAGCUCGGGUUGAAGGUCGACGUUGCCGCAACAACCCGCCGCUUCACUGCGCCAUUGCAAUCGCAAUUGGACGUCUACCAACAUGCGCAGGUGGGGAUCUGCCUAGACCCCUCAUCUCCCACCAUGCGGUCGCAGUUGACGCGCAAUGUGUACAUUCGACUGCUGGCCAGCCACGCCUCGCUCCGGCCAUGUUCCCCCCUCGCCGGCCGCUGCCUCGCCGUCGCCCUCCGUCCUCGCCAGUUCCCGCUGAUAACCCGCCGACAGCCCCGGAGAACAUUCUUCGGCAUCUUCCAAAAGCCGCCGCGGAUGUUGAAGGAGCCCGACCUGGAGCCCGGCUACGAGGUGCUGCUGCAGUUCAGGAGCUUUGAGGUCGAGAAUGCGCGGCCCCCCCCUCGGGCAGACCUGUUGAAAGGCUGGCGGCAGUUCAUUCAAUACAAGAGGCGGAAUCAGAACAGGCCGAUGAACUCGACACAAGCCUUCCUCACGCUCCGAUUACUCCAGCAUCUCGUGUCGGCAGACCCAGAGGCCGAAGGUUCCGUCGACGACCUCAGCUUCACAGACCUUCGCGCGGCUUUGUUGGUGAUAGCUACCAGGCCUCCAAAAGGCACGACCGAGCACCAUCUCGAACUCGCUCAGCUUCUCUAUGGAGAAAUCGAACGCAGGAUACAGAACAUGCGCGGGCAGGGUAUUGAUGAGGAGCUUAUCAAGGAAGCUGUUGGAGGAAAGGACACGGGCGACUUUGAGCUGUUUCUCACAGCACUCACACAGUACGGUGGCUCAUUGGAAGCCGCCCAAAGGCUGGCCCAAUUUCGGGGCAGCCUGGAAAGCGACAAAAAGGGGCAGGUGGCUCGCGUGAGGGCGUUUUGGACUUUGGUGUUGCGUGGCCUCGCUAAGGAAGGCCGCGAGGAGGAAUUGCUCCAAGAAUGGAAAAAAUACAAGGAGGCGAAGUUGGAGUAUAUGCCGCCGAUUCACGAGAUCAUGUCUACGUUCUUCGCGACACGGGACAGGGUCGAUGAGACAAAGCAAUGGUUUGAGAAGCCUAUACAUGCCAAAUGGUCUCCGAGUCCGAGGGCGUACAUGGAAGCCAUGAAGUUUGCCAUCCGCAACGGAGAGCAGCGGUGGCUUCAGCCCGUCUUUGAGAAGCUUAUCAACUCGAACCCGCAGAAGGACUGGUGGGACGUCAUCUUUCAGUGGGCCGUGCUGGUCAUGGACAAGGGGGUCGAAGACAUCAAGCAGAUGCUGCAGGUCAUGUCAACACCAGCCGACGGCAAAGAGGGCCCAAAACCGGACGCAGCAACCAUUGACGCCCUGAUUACGGCGGCCAUCGAGAAGAAAAACCCGUACCUCGCCGAGAGGUUCCUCUCCCUCGGCACUGAAUUAAAAAUCCGUCCCAGAGCAUCCACCUACAUCCUCCAGAUGGACUACCGACUAGACGCCAAGGACUUCGGCGGCGUACACGCCAUUUAUGAAAAACUCUUGAAGGGUGAAGUCACUGUCCCGCAGGACGAAGACCUCCCCGUCGUCAACAAGUAUCUCCGCGCCUUGUGCGCCGCGCCGGAACCCGACCUCGGCCGCAUCCUCGACAUCACCGCCGACCUCGAGCAGCGCCACGCGACGCUCGAGCCAGAAACCGUCGUGUCGCUCUGCAUGCUCUUCCUCCGCAAUGACAACCAGUACGACGUGAUCGACACCCUCUCCCUGCACACCGUAUCCUACAGCCUCGAGGAGCGCGUCCAGGUCCGCCGCGCCUUCAUCGAGUACUGCCUCGACCGCAAGGUCAGCACGGCCCGCGUAUGGGACUGCUACUCCCUCCUCCGCCAGUUCUUCCCGGAGACAGAACCCGACGAGCGCGUCCGCCUCAUGGACGCCUUCUUUGCGCGCCGCCGCCCGGACAUGGCCUGCAUCGUCUUCGGGCACAUGCGCGGGCAGGGCAACCUGGCGCAGCGGCCGACGGCCGACAUGUACGUGCGCUGCCUCGAGGGGCUGGGCCAGCACCCGGAUGCCGAGUCGCUCCGCAUGGUGCACAACAUGCUCAAGAUGGACACGACGGUGCAGAUGGACACGCGCCUGUACAAUGCCCUGAUGAUUGCUUACGCCGCGAGCGAGGAGCCCGACGUGGCGAUUGAGUUUUGGCGCGACAUCACCAAUUCGGCCGAGGGGCCUUCGUAUAAUAGUUUGGCGAUUGUGUUCUGGGCCUGCGAGCUGCAGCCGUACGGCGAUCGCACGGCCAGGGGCAUCUGGCAAAAGGUGUUGAAAAUGGAUCUCGAGGUGCCGCCAGAUGUGUUCUGGGCGUAUUGUGGUGCUCUUGCCGGGAGCGGGCAUCUCGAGGAGGUCAUGAGGUUGAUCAGCGGCAUGGAUGCCACCGUGGGGUAUGGGCCGGGGUUGAUGACAUUGGGAGUCACGUACAAUGCCCUGCCCGGGUCAAGCAAAAAGGACCAGUUUGAGGCGUGGGCGAGGGCCGAGUACCCGGACAUCUGGGCACAGCUCGAGAAGAAGGGCCGCAAGGAGACCAUCAUGGGCACCAAGUUCAACAUUGUCAGGGAUAUGAAGGCAUAAAAUCCGUGUGUUGCAGCGGUUGACAAAUGUUGUAUCAUGCUAGGUGGCAAUGUAAAAUGUGUACAUGUACAAGAACCUCUAUACAUCCGCAGGGACUCAUUGCAUGGCUGUCCGAUAUCGUACAGAUACAAGACUAUAAGGUCUGGUUUUUGGUUUU
Parathielavia appendiculata is the source of this 2739-nucleotide messenger RNA. RefSeq lists its product as uncharacterized. Gene Ontology annotation, molecular function: mRNA binding; protein binding. The record is from RefSeq and is a predicted model, not a curated record. Gene Ontology annotation, biological process: mitochondrial gene expression. Gene Ontology annotation, cellular component: mitochondrion. NCBI's taxonomy places the organism in Eukaryota, Fungi, Ascomycota, Sordariomycetes, Sordariales, Chaetomiaceae. The transcript has 2 exons. Bases 150 to 2582 code for a protein of 810 amino acids.